Lasiosphaeria miniovina is the source of this 981-nucleotide messenger RNA. RefSeq lists its product as uncharacterized. Lineage: Eukaryota; Fungi; Ascomycota; Sordariomycetes; Sordariales; Lasiosphaeriaceae. The transcript is spliced from 2 exons. The record is from RefSeq and is a predicted model, not a curated record. The coding region runs from base 251 to 817 and encodes 188 amino acids.
UGAGUGGCCACAGUGCUGUCUCGACCGGGGUCUGUCAAGUAGGGCUGUCACCCCUGGUGUGUUUACCCUCUGCUGCCGAGCGGGCUCGAGCCCUGGCAGCGCGGGAUGGGGGCGUGGGGGAACCGAAAUGAUGGGGAGGAUGGCCCGCUGGGAGCCUGAGAUAGCUUGACCGCUAUGAGCUCAGCCAAUCCGCUUCGCGAACGCGUCCACUCCCCCAUACUUGUUACAGAGAUCUGGGUGCGGGUAAUCAAUGUUGGUGCUGCCUUUUUCCUUCUUUUCUCUUUUGCGCGUUUGGGAUAUAACCUGGCUGCGUUGUGAUGCGAAUUCCUCAACGACACCUCAUUCACGCCUGCCUCUUGUCUGUCUGCCGGUAAUAUUCUACAAAAAUAUGCCCAAUCUCCAACCGUCCUUCUUUUCUUUCUUGGGACUCCAACCAAGACACCAUGGCGAGCCCUUCCUUGCCGGCGAAUGCGAAUGGAAAGCCAAAAGUCGGUCUGACACAAACCGGAAGUCAAGGUGGCGUGGCGUGAUUUUGCCGAGCAGGGCUCGAUGGGCCUGGGAAAGGACUUUUGAUGCGGUUCCUGAAUUACUAAGGCUUCGUUUCAGCUGUCUUGUCUCUCUCCUUUCUUUUGGCAAACCGCCAACCUCCAAUGAGAUUUGCCAAAGCCUCUUUCCUUCUCACAGACCAACUGCGCUACUGCGAGAGCAGACGGACGAUGCCAGCGGCACCACUCUGUCUUUUUUUCGCCAAACAGACUACAGACAGCCCCUGAGCCGUGUCUGCCCCUUCCAUCUCCUGGCCAGAUUGGGAGCUUGAGGUGGCCAUAGGUUGUCGGAACGUGUUAAGAAGACCGUAUGAUGCCGAAUGAUGGCGGAAUGAGAGGGGAGAUUGCGCUAGCUCUUGUCUCCAUACAUGCAAGUCAGUGACUUGAGACUACAGCUGCAGAUACAUCGGCCUCGGAAAUGCAGGUGCUGUAGCAG